This is a messenger RNA of Penicillium argentinense, 3651 nucleotides long. RefSeq lists its product as uncharacterized. Bases 1 to 3651 code for a protein of 1216 amino acids. The record is from RefSeq and is a predicted model, not a curated record. NCBI's taxonomy places the organism in Eukaryota, Fungi, Ascomycota, Eurotiomycetes, Eurotiales, Aspergillaceae. The transcript has a single exon.
AUGUGGGGCGCUAAGUUUGGGUCUCGCCAAUCCUCGUGUGUUGUUGGCAAGACUCCCUUUCUAUCCGCCGACUCGACCUUUAUUUUGCCAGAUAGCAUACCUGUGAACGCAAAUCCAGAUCAUCAUCCGCUAGAUCCCUCACUGACUAGCGAAUCAUCGCCCGCGGCACUGAUCAGCGAGGAUAACGAAGAAUCUCCGAUCCGAUCCCCUAACCAGUCCGGCUGUGAUCAUACACGUAUUCUGAGCGACACUACUGACUUGUGGCCUGAUGUGGACGUGCCAGAUCCUGACAUCAUCGUCGAUUCGUAUACCGAGCUAGAGAGUCAAACUCCAGACCAAGAAACGAAAAGUACCGGAGCGCUACUCGCAGAACAGCUCCUCCGGUCUCCCAAGUGCUGCAUUGAUUGCCAUACGCGAUAUAAGCACGAGCGGAACCCAAUCGGAUUACCGAGCCACGGUCUGAACGAGGUCUUCAGCUGGCCCUGUCCCGACGUGCUCAGCACGACCAGACUGGCCAGGUCUGGUGACCAAUUGAUCGAGAACUGGCCACCAGAACAGCGUGAAAAAGUCUUCUGCGGAACCGAUGCGGGACAACCCAGCAGCGUGCCUGCUAUCUGCUUGGCCCGGGGGGAACAGAAGUUAGGUCCAGCAGCCGUCCACUUCGAUAUUGACAGUGUCUUAGCUCAUAUAACCAGUCCAGCUGUCUGUUCCCAAGGCCUCUACUGGUAUCCUGUUCAGCGGCCGGUCUCGGACCUCCAGUCGGAUCUUCACUUAGAUCCACUCCCGGUUCAGUUCACAGAUGGCCACGGUCACCUACAUUGCGUCUCAGUACCGCUACAUCGCGUUAAGCACUACACGUUUGCCCGGGUGUCGGGAUUCGAGGAUGCAUCGAUCUACGCCCUGUUCCCUAGACUCCAUCAGCCCCAGCAGAAGUCUAGCCAACUGCCAGAUGAUCAGUUUCGGGUCUGGAUAGACGAUAUCCUCCUCCCAGCGGUCCAUCAAUACUACUCCGAUGCCCGGCUACAGCAUUUCCCUUCCAGUUUCAGUCAUAGCAACUCAAACUCAUGGGCGGCGUGGGCGGAGGGCCGAUCGAUCCAGACACAGUCCCGUCAACAGCUACUCAGCUACUUUCUGCCACCCGAGCACCUAGAUCAUAUCUGGCAGGCUGUUCAUCAAAUUAUUCGAGUAAAGGGGCUAGACGAAUUCCAGGGGGUUCGUCUUUUCCUGAGUGCUAAGAACCUGAAGCUCCGUACACAGUCCGCGACCUGGUCAGGUAUGCAACAUCGGUUUCAACAGUUAUGGAGCAGCACUGCCAACCAGAGUUAUAUUCACGAGGUCUUCUUUGAUAUUGGGAAGGAAACAUGUCCUAUUGCCCCCGAUUCUGGCCAGCCCAUUAGGGGGCAAACUCUGCUCUGGAAACAAUGCUGUCCAGACAAGCUUCUCCGCUCCCCGCUAGUCCAGAACCCGGGGAAGACAAUAUUUUAUCUUUUCUCGUUUCUCCGAGAUACAGGGUCCUUGACGAUCCAAACCCGGACUAGAUCUCACCUCCGUAAGACCGGGCUCCUUUACAGCCAGUUCUACAACUCGGUCAAAGAGAUCUUUGCGGCUGGAAAUCAGUACCCCUUCAGUAAUCCACUGUUAGAGGCUCUAGCCCUGGACCACGUGUCAUAUCAAACUUGGCAGCAUAUCGGGAAAGGUUUUCAUGACCGAAACACCCUCCAUCGCGCGUACAUCCACAGCAAGUCCCGGUGUGCAACUGCAAUCGAUGCAUCUAUUGGAAAAUCUUUUGGGACCCGGGAAGAGCAUCGGGUGCGCGAAGACCUCCUGAUCCAGAUUAAUCAGGAAUUUCAGCGACGCCGCGCGACUCAACGGGAGAUAUCGCAGCGGUGGUCCCAGCGGUUAGCCGCGCAGGGAGUUCGGAACGUGGAGCAGGACGACGGGGUGGUGUUUCAAAAUCCAUCAAGUCAACCAUUCUAUAUCCAUUCCACUGCGACUAUCCUUAAAUGGGUACGGUGGAACAUAAAUCGGCUAUGUGCGGGAUUAGAGUUAACAAAUAGUCUGCAGCGCCAUUCUAUGGUGUCCUGGGAUCGCACCCAGGUAAUGAUCCUGUUCCUCCGCUGUCUCCGAUGGGCAUUUGGCGGAGGCGGGAACCGGUUAGAGCAAAGCCGGGCGUCUUGGCAAGACGUGAAAGAAGUUCCGGAGUCCAAUGGCCAGAUUCAGUAUCGGGAGGGCAUUGGACUGGGAACCACUAUUCAACGCCACGGCUAUGGCUGGUUCCUUAACAAGAUCCACUGGGAUACUAUGGGUUUCCGCCCAGCCCAUCGUCUCCACAUGGACCUCCACACACCAGCGGGCAUGGCCCAGUUUCGAGUCAAUUACGAGCGUGUCCGCAAGUACCAGAAUGAUUUUCUUCUACUCGAGGAUUAUUUUCUGUAUAUAAUUCAGUAUCAGCGAGACCAUACUGCGUCUACUGCGCUGCUCUCCCUCCUAAUUGACUUCUGUCUGCGCGCCUUUCGGAAAGAGAUUCUGACUGUCUUGCAGGCGGGCAUACGCCCUGAAUUUCAGAGCAUUGCAGAGACUGGGCAGGUAGCGCUCAGCAAGCCCUCCCUACAACGGGUAUUAAAAGAUACCCACUGGCCUUCUGCCAUCCUGACUGGCAAUCGUUGUGGCAUUAGGCGUGUUGAUCAUUUAUUUGCUUGGCUAUGGGGGCUGCAUCCUGACGAGUAUAGCCGCCUGCACUGGGCUCAUAAACCAUAUCGUACACCGUACCGCCGCUGUGUGGUCAAGAUCCAAGAAAUUUAUGGUGAGGAAAUAGCCACUUCCUGGCAAGCAUGCCUGAAACAUCGCUUUCUCAGCACGCAUUGGAUGCUGCCAUACCCAGACCAACAGUCCUUGUUCAGCCGGGACAAGCACCAACGGUAUCGCUGGUGGUCGAGCUGGAAUGAAGAACUGAUACGGAACUCGCUCCCGGCAUGCGUAUCUGGGUGCCCAAUCAUUCCCACUACGCAAUAUGGACAUUUACCUCAACAUGGCUGGAUAUCAUUCGCCCAGGCAAUGCCCUUGGAUAUCGAACUGCCGCCCAUCCCAGGCAAUAUGGAAGCAUUCCUCAAGAUGGUUCCCUCCAAACCAGUAGAUCUCGGGGCGAUUCUCCCCGCCGUUGUCACUAUGACCAUGGGGCCUCAAUCUGGCCACGACUAUCGGUUGCGUCCAAGCUCCCUCCGGAACCCUAUCACAAGCUCGUCUGGGAAGAUGGAGGCCAAUGGACCUUCUACUGUCCCCUGCCGGUGGGCUGAUUUCCUUGGCCAACUUUAUAGUAAACAGUCAGGACCUUGUCUGCCCCAACCUGAACCCCACGCAGAUGUCAAUUCUCCCAACAAACAACCGCACAACGGUGUUUCGAAGAAUAACGACUGCACGUUAAUUUCCUCUUUUUGGCCGCAUUUUGAUGGAUCCAGUGUUUGUGACCACUGGCCAACGAUUCCCCAAUCUUGGUCUGUCCGACCGGCCGACCGAGCAAACUUCGAAAUACGGGCAUCCACCUUCAGUAAUCGGAAUUGGGGGCUACUGAAGGGACCGGUAGAGUAUACCGUAAUCAGUGGAUCUAUGAGCAUUUAUCCCAAAGGCAUUACGAAUCUGUGGCUCCCACUCUGA